CGGGGCAUCCCCACCCCCCCGCCAGCCCCACCGCCUCCCCGUUGCCCCGCUGCCGAGGCCGUGGAGAGAGGGGGGGCGGGAGGCUGAGGCGGCGGGAGAAGGGGGAAGUGUGCGAAAGGAGGCGGGGAGAGAGGGCGGCGGCGGCGGGCGGGCAGCCCGGACGGAAGGAAAGGUGGUUGGAUUUAAUGCGUUUCCUUGGGGUCGGAAGAAACUGCCGCCGGCUGGAUCUGGUCUAGGCGCCCGACAGAGAAGAAUGUUGGCUUCGAAAGCUCAGGGAAGAAGCAGAAGGGAGAAGGAAGAAACACAGUGUGCCUGAAAAUGACCUCAAAGCGGAAUUUGUUUGUGCGGCUGGUGCCAUGCCGCUGCCUGCGUGGAGAGGAGGAAACAGUCACUACACUUGAUUAUUCUCACUGCAGCCUGGAACAGGUGCCUAAGGAGAUUUUUACUUUUGAAAAGACCUUGGAAGAACUCUAUUUAGAUGCUAAUCAGAUUGAAGAGCUUCCAAAGCAACUUUUUAACUGUCAGUCUCUGCACAAGCUGAGCUUGCCAGACAAUGAUCUAACCACAUUGCCAGCAUCCAUUGCAAAUCUCAUUAAUCUCAGGGAACUGGAUGUCAGCAAGAAUGGCAUACAGGAGUUUCCAGAAAAUAUAAAAAACUGUAAACUCUUGACAGUUGUUGAGGCCAGUGUAAAUCCAAUUUCAAAGCUUCCAGAUGGAUUUUCCCAGCUUUUAAACCUAACGCAGCUGUACCUGAAUGAUGCUUUUCUUGAGUUUUUGCCAGCGAAUUUUGGCAGAUUAACUAAACUCCAGAUAUUGGAACUUAGAGAAAACCAGUUAAAAAUAUUGCCAAAAACCAUGUCCAGACUGACUCAGCUGGAGAGACUGGACUUAGGAAGUAAUGAAUUCACAGAAGUGCCUGAAGUGCUUGAACAACUGAGUGGGUUAAAGGAGUUUUGGAUGGAUGGUAAUAGACUAACACUUAUUCCAGGGUUCAUAGGCACUUUGAAACAGCUGACCUACUUGGAUGUUUCUAAAAACAACAUUGAAAUAGUUGAAGAAGGUAUUUCAGCUUGCGAAAACCUGCAAGACCUCCUGUUAUCCAGUAAUUCACUUCAGCAACUGCCAGAGUCCAUUGGUUCCCUGAAAAAGUUAACAACACUUAAAAUUGAUGAAAACCAGUUAAUUUAUUUGCCGGACUCCAUAGGAGGAUUAAUAUCAGUAGAAGAACUGGACUGUAGCUUCAAUGAGAUUGAAACAUUGCCUUCGUCAGUUGGGCAGCUCUCUAAUAUAAGGACAUUUGCUGCCGAUCACAACUUUUUAACACAGUUGCCGUCAGAGAUUGGAAGCUGGAAGAAUGUGACAGUGUUGUUUCUGCAUUCUAAUAAGCUUGAAUUUCUCCCUGAAGAAAUGGGUGAUAUGCAGAAAUUAAGAGUCAUCAAUCUGAGUGACAAUAGACUGAAGAAUUUGCCAUUUACCUUCACAAAACUGCAGCAGCUCACUGCUAUGUGGCUAUCAGACAAUCAGUCUAAACCACUUAUUCCUCUUCAAAAAGAAGCUGACCCUGACACACAGAAAACAGUGCUUACUAAUUACAUGUUCCCCCAGCAGCCGAGGACCGAGGAUGCAAAAGGAGAAAGCUUGUGCUGCUUUAACAGAAAUGGAGGGGGGACACAUAUCAACGGAAAUAAUUGGAAACUGACGAGUGACAACAUCUGCUGUUCCAUGGAACAAGUGUCUAGUACACUGAAAGGAGUAAUCAAAACUAUCAGCAAAACCAUUAUGUUCAUAUCUGAUAAUGAAAGUUUCAAUCCAUCUCUGUGGGAGGAACAGCGGAAACAGCGUGCUCAGGUGGCAUUUGAGUGUGAUGAAGACAAAGAUGAGAGAGAGGCACCGCCUCGGGAGGGCAACCUGAAGAGAUAUCCAACUCCGUAUCCUGAUGAACUGAAGAAUAUGGUCAAAACAGUCCAGACAAUUGUACAUAGGCUAAAGGAUGAAGAAUCUCCUGAAGAUACUGCCAUGGAGUCAAAACGAGAAGGCCAGACAGUUUCUGUAAAAGAUGUGGGGGUAAAGACUUCAGAAAUUGCUUCAAUAAAGAACAAAGCAGAUGAGAGAAAGCAGUAUUCAGCAGGAAGCUCUCUGCAGAAGCCUACUGAACCAGAAACUGAGCACAGCACCACAAAUUCACAGAUGACCGCACUUGUUAAAACCUUGCAGAACACAAAAACAAUUGUCAACCAUGAAGACACACUUGAGCAGGAGUCAGAAGAACUCUCCUCUGAUGAUGAGAUGAAAAUGGCAGAAAUGCGACCACCACUGAUAGAAACCUCCAUAAACCAACCAAAAGUGGUAGCUCUUGGCAAUAACAAAAAAGGUGAUCCAAAAGAUGCUGAUUCCUUAUCGGAUGAAGCUACCCACAAUAGCAAUCAGAAUAACAGCAACUGUUCCUCUCCUUCUCGAAUGUCAGAUUCUGUUUCCUUAAAUACUGAUAGUAGCCAAGAUAUUUCUCUCUGUUCUCCAGACAAAGAAACACAUGCUGCUGUUUUAUCCAAGAUCAGGCAAGAAGAUGAAAAUUUGAAUAAUCUUUUACAAAAUGGAGGUGAAUUGAGCAUUACCGUAGAAGAAAAAAUAAAUGUGCAAGAGAAGGUUCCAAAUUUGUCUGAAUAUGAGUUAAGCAUUGAAGAAAGAUUAGGCCUGAUAGGAAAAAGUGUUGAUCUAAGCACUGCUAUGGAGGAGUCUCACAAAUUAGAUCAAAUAAACAUGAAUAUCAAUAAACUGGUAAAUGAAGAUGCAGUGCCAGUUCCUGUAGAAAGGUUACAGACAGAGGAAAUUGUUUCAGUAAAGGGCUUUUUGAAUAACAACGUGAAAGAAGAAAGUGAGCACUUGGCAAAUGGAAAUAAAUAUCCUAUAAAUAAAGUAAAUGGACAUCCUGAGGAAGCAGUACAGUCUCCCAGUAAAGACGAACUACCGAGAAGCACUACAGUUGAUGGCAAUUCUGCUGAGCUAUCUGUUUCAAGGAGCACUGAAGAUUUGUCCCCACAGAGAAGUGGUCCUGUGAUGAAAUCUCACAGUAUCACCAGUAUGGACGCUGGUGGUUUGAAAAUCUACGAUAUUGUCAAUGAGAAUGGAUCUCAACAGCCAAACUCAGUGGUAAAAUCAGCAUCUGAUAUUGCAGACGGAAAAAACAUAGUCCGAAGUAAAUCUGCUACUCUUCUGUAUGAUCAGCCUUUGCAGGUUUUUCCUGGGUCGUCAUCAUCAUCUGAUUUAGUAUCUUCUGCAAAAGCUGUGUUCAAGUUUGACUCAAAUCACAAUCCUGAAGGUGCUAAUGUAGUGAGAGGAUCUGUGACAAGUGGUGCACAGAUGUUCUGUGCUCCCCAGUAUAAUAUUCAGUACAGCAGCAGUGCAACAGCGAAAGAUACCUUGUGGCCCCAGAAACAAAACACCCAAGUAGAACAAGGCAGCUUACCUCCUUCACGUCUGCUGAGGUCUGACAGUGUAGAAGCCCCUAGCUAUGUAAAGCAUUCUGCCAAUAUGAAUUUCUCCAAUCACAACAAUGUCCGAGCCAGCACUGUGUAUAACGCUCAUCAACGGAUGGCUGGGAGACAUACAGACAUGUGGGCUAUUCCACCGAAUGAUAGACUGCUCCCAGGAGUAACCAGGCACACACUUCAAAGACAGAGCAGUAUAUCUUCUACAGCUUCUAUAAAUGUUGGGGAUAUUGGACCUUCAAGGCGAACCCAGGUUCCUGAAGGGGAUUAUUUAACAUACAGAGAUUUGCAUUCAAUGGGAAGAGUUCCACCAGUAAUGUCUGGGCAACAGAGACCUCUUUCUGCCAGGACAUACAGCAUUGAUGGUCCGAAUGUACCUCGACCACACAGUGCUCGGCCAUCGGUGAAUGAAAUACCAGAAAGAACUAUGUCAGUUAGUGACUUCAGUUACUCACGGACUAGCCCUUCAAAGAGAUCAAACCCAAGGGUUAACUCUGAACACUCUUUAUUAGACCCUCCAGGAAAGAGUAAAGUCCCUCAUGACUGGAGGGAACAGGUGCUGCGACAUAUUGAGGCUAAAAAGCUAGAAAAGAGCAUGCUGUCUGGGUCCUUUAAUUCCAAUUAUGCUGCAGUUAGCAGCUUUCACUAUGGCAGCUCUAGGGAUCUGCAUGGCAGCCAGGGUAGUGUUGCCUUGAGCGUUGCAGACAGAAGAGGUUCUGGUGUGCACGUUGUUCAACAUCCCCAGGCUUCUACUCCCGGAGACCAAGGCCAGGAUGAAGUAUUCAUUUCAGGACAGCAAAAUUACUCAUCUGCCACACUUAGUCUCAGAGAUGUUCCUCCAGACAGCAUGAAGAGAAUAGCUGUGCAGAUACCUUUGACAAACGGACAGAUGUGCCAACCUCAGAGACCUCAGGCAAACUACAGCCAAGUCCAUCACCUCCCUCCUCAGUCAUCAGUAGCAAGACAUCCGUCUAGAGAGCAAUUGAUUGAUUACCUGAUGUUGAAAGUUGCCCACCAACCUCCCUACACUCAGUCCCAGUGUUCUCCCAGACAAAGCCAUGAGUUGGCAAAGCAAGAGAUUCGAGUGAGAAUUGACAAGGAUCCAGAACUUGGAUUUAGUAUAUCAGGAGGAGUUGGUGGUAGAGGGAAUCCAUUCAGACCUGAAGAUGAUGGUAUCUUUGUAACCAGAGUGCAACCAGAAGGACCAGCAUCUAAGCUGUUGCAGCCUGGAGAUAAAAUAAUUCAGGCUAAUGGAUACAGCUUCAUCAAUAUCGAUCAUGGACAAGCAGUAUCUUUGCUAAAGACUUUUCAGAAUGCAGUGGAACUCAUCAUUGUGCGAGAAGUUUCUUCAUAAAUACUGUGGAUUGGGGGAAAAAGCCAGCAGGAUUCAUUUAAGGACAUAUGGGAAACUGAAUAUUUUGCCUAUUUUUAUACAUGAAAGGAACUUGAAAAGAAUUAUCAAAAUUUGUAUAGGAAAUACUGAACUUGUGGUUAAAGGGGAAAAAACCACUGUAUAGAACAUACAGGAAAUAAUUUUGAAAAUGCAUAUGGUGAAUAAACUUUUUAAGCAUUAUAGCAAUCUAAGGAUUACUCCUCCAAGAACAAACCUGUGGUUUUUUUUGUACACAUGGUAGGUUUAUUUUUGGAUAAUUCAUACACAUUACUAAACUUUGUGCAAGGCUUUGCAAAGCCUCAGUUGUAGCCAACGGACAGAUGGCAGGGCUGUCUGUCCUGUAGCUGUUUACUGCCUUUAUUUUUAUUCACCAGAUAUUAAUGUGUUACGCUAAAACCACUUCUGUAGAUAUGGACAGGAGAUAUGAAAUGUUGGCUUUGCUAUGUGCACAUUGUAUAGAUGAAUGGGUAGAUAGAAGGUGGUGCUGGUUGGACAGAAUAAAGGCCAGGCAAAACAACUAUCUGCUAUCUGUAUCUGGAAUCAGGAGAGAAGAAAAACUGUCUAGUUCUGGAGUGUACGUCUACCAAUAGAAAAUGCAAUAAAAGCUUAUGGUGUUUUUUAGGAAGACUGUAAUUACAAAUUUGUGAUAUUCUACAGGAUUUGUUAUUAAUGUAGCAAUUGAAUAUUCAUUUGCCAUAUGUGAUUCAUGUUUCGUUGGGUUUUCUUGCAUACAUAAUUCUUUCAACUGUACUGUGGAAAUGUGCCCAGAGGAUUUUCUCUGCUGUGGAAAUCCCCAGUUUUGUGCAAAUGGUGAUACUUCUAUCUUUAUAAAAAGUACUCCAUUCUAACAUUCUAGAUUUAAAAAAAUGAAACUGAAACGGCCAGUUUUUGUAAGGUUGUUGCCUGUAAUAUCUAUUUAAACACGGACAAAGUAAAUGAUGCAGGAAGGGUUAUGAAAGACUUCUCGAUUUGUUUGGCCUUUGCAUUGCCUUGUUAAUCAAAAAGGAAACCAUACGCAUGGUGCUAGGUAACCAAAGCAAGUUUGUGAAACUUUGGACAGUGAUGGAGAAUUGCUGUGGUGAGAUGGAGAGCAAAGGGAGGGUGUACUUACAACCCACCAGUUCGUAAUGAUGUUUCUUAAAGGGCUGUUCCUACAGGUAACAUUAAAUGUGAACUAGACACUUCAGAGUCAUUAAAGGGUUUCUAACUAUAUUAAUAUAAUAGUGAUUUACCACAGGCUGCCUUUGUUCCUUAUUACUGUAUAAACUAUUCAAUUAUGCUUCUAUUAAUUUUGUUUACCAGAAACAUUAACUUUAUUUUUCUCAUUUGUAUUUGAACAGACUGCAUAAUCUGCAGUGAUAAUUAAUACACGGUUGUUACGGACCAGGGGAAAGUGCCAUAGAAGACCAAUAACUGUUUCUAAUCAGGGCUAAUGACUAGCCUGCCAUUGGAGCAAUAUUCAAUUAUUGCAGUUCAUUUCUGAUUACUUAAGUUGGUAGUUUCAGACAGGUAUAAGUUGCUUUUUUCAACCCAUGUGUACAAAAGUAAAUGCUUACAAUAAAGCUAGCAAAACCACCAGCCUCCUUUAGUUUUCGGACAAUGAGCUGUAAGGGAGAGAAAUUACGCAUAGCUAGUGGUAAUAAACAGGCAGUACUUUUAAAAUAAGUGAACUCCAAUAUUAUUGCACUUCUUUCAGAGAUGUUAAGUAUUGCUUAUUGUACUGUGUAUAGGUCAAAUAACUUUAAUUGAAACCCUUUAACACUUUGUAUAUUGUAAUUCUUUUUAGUUUAUUUUCAGUAAUAUUUACAUAGAAAAUGAUUUUUUGAUAUAUUAGCAGAAAUGUGCUGUAUUUUGAUAAAAUUCACUUAUUUUCUGUGUGCUGUUAAUCUUCAAAGAAAAGAAUGAGAAACACAUAAUGGCAGGCUUCAGUCUUCCCCUUCUAAGAUGUGUUUUGUUGUUGUUUAGUUUCUUUUUUAAUUGAAAAUGCAAAAUGUUCACAUCACAUGUUCAUUACUUUAAUCUUGUUAUUUUUACCACACACUGCCUUUUAAAGGGAAUGCAUACAGACAAGUACUAAAUUACCUUGGUCUUCUACAUAACUUGUGUCUUUGGGAAGGAAAAAGUCCAAAAAGCAGAACUGAUUCUUUACUGAUCUUGGACUGACUUUGUAGACAUUUUGCAACACAUUUGAGUAUAUCACUGAGGAAUUAUACUGUAUUGUUUUUUACUUUAAUGGUAACAGAAGUGCUAAAUGUUGUUGUGUCAGUUAAUUUUCAGUUUAUGUAUCACAGGAAAUUUCUACCAAAAACUGUUUGGCUGUGGUAGAACUAUAGAAGUAGAGAUUUAUAGCAAGAAGUUUAGUACUUCUUGUGGAAAUACUUGGCCAAAGCUUGUCUGCAGUAAAUUAGAAAAUUAACCAUCUAAUAAAACAUGGGUUAUACUGAUUUUACUCAGUAAAUGUUGGAGUUUUCAGUGGAUUUAAAUGUGUUUGUUCCUUCAAUGUCUGUGUGUAAAGGUAAACACAUGUCAAACUAGAUACUUUUGCAGAGGCUGGGAGAAAGAUGUCUCCUGAAGUAGUCCAGCCAGGAUUCAGCACGAAGAGAGACAGUAUCGGCACUUUUCUUUUUGAAUGCAUCUUAAACUACAUUUUGAAUAGAAUAAAUUUCAUGAGCAGCCUAAGUUGCUCAGCAUGGGGAUGAAUUGAUGCAAACUCUUGUUAAUUCUUUCUGUUUUUAAUAGUUCAUUAAAGAAUCAGUUCAACUGAUGUAAUAAAAAGAUGAAGUCUCCCACAUAUUUAUUAUGUAAAUAUUUUUUCUUCUUUUGAAUGGAAUUAAAAAGAAAAAAAUGUGUAUAUACUUGAAAGCAUUCUAUUAACACAAACAUAGCAAUAAACAACACACAGAAUCAAACCUUUAUUAUUAUUUUGGUUUUGUUUAGAAAUACUCCCUUGUCAACAGCUACAAAAUGUUUUUAUUGAUCAGCAUUUAUUCAACAUUCCAAAUUUUUUGUAUAUAAUUAGACUGUUUCUGGGUAAGACAUGGAGAAUAGAUAAUAAACUAAUGCUCUUUAAA
Molecule: messenger RNA, 7949 nt
Organism: Phalacrocorax carbo (great cormorant)
Lineage: Eukaryota; Metazoa; Chordata; Aves; Suliformes; Phalacrocoracidae
Source: RefSeq, a predicted model, not a curated record